Pygocentrus nattereri (red-bellied piranha) is the source of this 1090-nucleotide messenger RNA. It is a transcript of the gene lrrc69, whose product is annotated as leucine rich repeat containing 69. The record is from RefSeq and is a predicted model, not a curated record. Gene Ontology annotation, molecular function: protein binding. NCBI's taxonomy places the organism in Eukaryota, Metazoa, Chordata, Actinopteri, Characiformes, Serrasalmidae. The transcript has 8 exons. Bases 43 to 1077 code for a protein of 344 amino acids.
UCCGCGGUCUGUUCAGGGUUUUGAGUCGGGUUUAAGACAUUAAUGGCAAACGAUUUGGUUAUCAGGGCCUUGAAAGGGAACGCUAAAUCUGUUCACCUGAGCUCUAGAAAUAUAAGAACUCUUUCUAAAGCGUUUGGGAAGUUAACCUGCCUGCUGGCACUACAUUUAAACAACAACCGCCUCGCCAGUCUGCCUACCGAAUUACAGUCACUGCAGCAGUUAACAGAACUUAAUCUGGGGAAUAACGUUUUUGAGGAGAUCCCACCUGUGCUGAAGCAUCUGAGCAGUCUAAAAAAACUCUACUUGUUUGGAAACAGACUUUCCACAUUACAUCCAGAGGUUUUAGAAGGCCUUCCAAACCUUACAGUUCUCAAUCUGAAUCACAACAGCAUCAGGCUCAUUCCUCCAGCCAUACAGAGACUUUCUAAUCUGGAAGUCAUUAGUCUUGUGGGCAAUCAGCUUGAAGAGAUUCCUGCUGAACUGGGACUGCUGAGGAAUUUGACUGAGAUUAAUGUGGCCAAUAACAAGCUGGCUGAAAUUCCACGGCAGCUUUAUAAUUUAAGACGUUUAAGGAAAGUGAGCUUGGCGAGGAACAGUCUGACAGACUUACCUGAGGGUAUCCUCGGCUGGGAAAACUUGAAGAUCUUAGAUGUCGCUGGUAAUCGCUUGUCUAUGUUUCCAUUUGAAUUUCAGUUUCUUGCGCUGGAAGAGUUGUUUUUUGAGGGAAACAACUUAGUGAAGCUUGAGCUGUUCGAGUCGACUCAAGAGAAGGAAGUCUUUUCACUGAAGGAGCUUGCCGCCAGGCUUAUUCUGAAAGAAGACUUGAAUAAGUCGUCUGUGGUGUCCAGAGCUCUGCGGUUUUUGCCCGAUCUGCAAACCAUGCUGUCUCGCUGGGGCAGGUGUGCUGUGUGCUUCCAGCCCUUUCAUACCACCUGGCUGGAGUGUGUGCAGUUCAUCAACCUCCGAAAGGACAUGAAGAUGAAAAAUUCACAGAAUAUUCCAGUGAGAGUCCUGCUGUGCUCAUACUCCUGCUUCAACAAGAGUGGACACUCCUACUAUGGGGUUGCUAGAGUAUAAUCAUCCAUAAAAG